This is a messenger RNA of Sphaeramia orbicularis (orbiculate cardinalfish), 5481 nucleotides long. RefSeq names its product complement C4B (Chido/Rodgers blood group) (gene c4b). Gene Ontology annotation, molecular function: protein binding; endopeptidase inhibitor activity. The transcript has 41 exons. Gene Ontology annotation, cellular component: extracellular region. Bases 61 to 5211 code for a protein of 1716 amino acids. The record is from RefSeq and is a predicted model, not a curated record. Gene Ontology annotation, biological process: complement activation. Lineage: Eukaryota; Metazoa; Chordata; Actinopteri; Kurtiformes; Apogonidae.
UGAGAAAUACAGGGUGGACUGUGUAUAAAAGCACAGUUAAUCAAAAGCCUGUGUCAGAGGAUGCAGAGAAACAGGAGCAACAUGAAGUGUCGAAUCUCACUGUUGCUGCUCCUGAUCUUGGCUGUGGAGGUUUCAGCUGAUGACAACAGAUUCUUCAUAUCAGCUCCUGGUGUGUUUCAUGUGGGUGUUAAAGAGAAAGUGUUUGUACAGAUGGGAAAGUCUCAUCUCAACAAUGUUGUCACUUUAUAUUUGGAGCACGAGACUACCAGCGUUUUAUUGUCAGAAAGGAAAACCGUUACAUGUACCGCAGAAGAGAAGGGUGAAACAGUGGAGCUCAUGAUCCUCCCAGAUAUGUACAGGGAAAUAUUGUCAAGACAUCCUCUUCUACCAAAUCAAUUUUUUUACCUUUCUCUGAUAGCAGAGAGUCACUCCUUGGGCCAAAGAAAAAAAACAAAUGUUCUGGUAUCACAACACAGGGGCUACAUCUUCAUUCAGACUAAUCAGCCACUUUACAAGCCUACACAGACAGUUCAAUACAGGAUCUUCACUCUUGACCACAAAUUCAGGCCUCAUGUGGAUGUUUUCCAUAUAUCGAUAUAUAAUGCUGCUGGAAACAGAGUAAUGACGUCUUUAAGGACAGCAAAGAAUGGAAUAAUGAGAGGCACAUUCAUCAUUCCUGAUGUCACCAAAACAGGCACAUGGACAAUAAAAGCUUAUUAUGAAGGGGAUGAAGCAAACGCUGCUUCUCGACAGUUUGAAGUUCAGAAAUUCCUUUUGCCAAGUUUUGAGGUGAACAUCGCAAUGGAGCAGAAGUAUAUUUUAUUGAACACUGAACAGUUUGACUUCACCAUCUUGGCAAAGUAUUCACAUGGUGAAAAGGUUACAGGGGCUUACCACUGCAUGCUUGGAGUGACUUUUAACAAAAGAACGAUCCAUGGUCAGAAAACAAAGCCUGUCUAUGUUAAGGGACUGGAUUUAACUGGUUCGGUCACGGAUGGAGCUGCGGAACUUUCCUUACGCACAGAAGAUCUGAAUAUGCACCUCCAAAAUCAGCUGAACCAAUCCCUCUCUGACUUACAGGAUAGUGGCGCAAAAAUUUAUUUGGGAGUUUUUGUCACCAACAUACAAAGUGGUGAAAUCCAAGAGAGAGAUGUGUCUCUCCCUAUCAUCGCUCACAGAUACACCAUUGAUCUCUCUCGAACUCGCUCAUAUUUCAUUCCUGGAUUUCCACUAGACGUGGUGGUGUCGGUACGUCACCCAGAUGGUUCUCCAGCAGCUGGUGUGCCAGUGAGGAUUGAAUUACUGAGACAGUCUUGGCAAGGCACCACUGACCAGCAGGGGACAGUGUUUAAUGUCUUUAAUCUUGAAACUGCAACUGAAAUCACUGUUGAAGUGUCCGUAGAUGGCCAGCAAAAGAGGAAAGUAAUAACACGUGCUUCAUCUCCGAGGGACAGCUACCUUUACCUAAGUGUUUCCCAGAGGACAUACUCUGUUGGCGAGACACUAACUGUAACAUGCAACACUAGGAACGCACCAAAUAGUGGGUUUAUACACUACAUGAUAUUAAGCCGUGGAGCUAUCAUAGAUACGGGGCAUCUUCCGAUUGGGACUGUAGUGACAACCAACCUGCUGGUAAAGGCGGAUAUGAUGCCAUCCUUCCGUCUGAUUGGCUACUUCUACAACCAGCAGAAUGACAUUAUAACUGAUUCAGUGUGGGUAGAUGUCAAGGGAGCGUGUGAGCUUAAGGUCGAGGUAACACCACAAGGACCCAAUGAUCCUGGUAGACAGUCUGUCCUAGAUAUUAAUUUAUUUGGUCAACAAGCAACUGUGGCUUUGUUGGGUGUGGAUAAGGCCUUCUAUGGCCUUAAUGUCGAUAAUAAACUCACACCCAAACAGGUCUAUUCCUCUAUGCAGUCAUAUGACCUUGGUUGCUCAUAUGGUGGAGGAUCUAACCCAGCUUCGGUACUCAUAGAUGCUGGGUUGACUUUUUUUUCUCAGUCCACAGCAAAAUGGAGACAAAAUUUGCGUUGUAAUUCACAGCAAAGACUAAAACGAUCUGUGAACCUUCAGGAGGAAUUAACUACCUUAAAGUCUAACUUUUCAAGUGAAAAACUGCAAGACUGUUGUGUUCGCGGUUUUACUCUGCUUCCCAUGAGCCGGACAUGCCAGGAAAGAACCAGGAGAGUUUCUCAGGUGGACCCAGAUCCAGAAUGUGCUGAGGUCUUCUUAAAAUGCUGCCUUGAAGGAGAGCGUCUGAGACAAAUAAAGAUAAAUGAGGAUGCUCGGAAAGGAUUUGGCAGGACUUCAAGUGUGGUUGAAAUUGAAGAAUUCUUCCUGGACACCACUGAGCAAUACAUAAGACGAGUUUUCCCACCAAGUAUUGCGUUCACAGAAUUUGAAGUAAAUGGCCAAAAAAGGCAUUCCUUGACUCUGCCUGAUUCCAUCACCACAUGGGAGAUUCAGGUGGUCACUUUAUCUGCAACCACUGGCUUAUGUGUUGUUCAGCCAUCUGAGAUUAAAGCAUUUAAGAGGGCAUUUGUCUCUCUGAAGCUUCCUUACUCCGUAAAGAAAUAUGAGCAAAUUUCUAUUUCACCUGUUAUUUACAACUAUGGUGAUGACCCACUGCGGAUAGCAGUGCAUAUGGAACAAACACAGGGGCUGUGUUCCCCAGCAUCAGCCACCGCUCCAGCUUAUAUUGAAAUUACUGUGAAGAAUCAGUCCUCUCAGUUUGUUCCACUUUCUGCUGUCCCAAUGACAUCCGGCCCUGUACCUAUCAAGAUACGCCUCUAUGAUAUAGAAAAUGAGAGGGGAAUUGAUGCCAUUGAAAAAACCCUGAAUGUGUGGACAGAAGGAUAUGAGCAGAGAAAGGAAGAAAUAUACCCAUUCAAAUUAAAUGAGACAAACCCCAAGACUAUCAUUAUUGAUGGAAGUCUACCAAAUGACAUAGUUCCUGAAUCCAGAUCCAAUAUUUUUGUUUCACUUGAAGCAAACGGAUUUGCAAACUCAUAUGCAAGGAAACUUCUUUCUCCUGAGAAGGUGGCCACACUGAUUGUACUUCCUACAGGAUGUUUAGAGCAGACAACGAUAAGACUUAGCCCUACAGUUUUAGCUGUACGCUACCUGGACAUGACGAACCAAUGGUUCCACUUGCCUCCUAAUUCAAGAGAUAAUGCUCUUUAUAAUGUUGAACAAGGAGUUCUAAGGAUGUUAACAAGGUACAAAAAAUCAGAUGGAUCUUAUGGAUCAUUCUACACAGUGCCAUCUAGUACUUGGGUGACUGCUCUUGUAGUGAAAGUUCUAUCAAUGGUGGCAGAACGUCAGCGAAUGACUUUUGCACCCCAAGGCCGAAGGACUACGUUUAUAACUGAAGAUCAAAUCAGAGACACUGUCAGAUACUUGGUGUCAAUACAGAAUCCUGAUGGAACAUUUGGUGACAAAAAUCCAGUCCUGCACAGAGGAGUCUUGACAGGCACAGAUCAUGAUGCAGCCAUGACAGCUUUUGUGGCUCUUGCACUGAACCAGUCCCUCCCAUUCCUGCUAACAGAAGAGCGUGACACUACGGAGGCAACCCUUUUAUUCUCAACAUCAUAUCUCCAAACAAUGUUUGAGGAGCUUGUGCAUCCCUAUGCUGUUGCUAUUACAGCGUACUGCCUCUCUGUCUGCAAGAGGCAGCCAAACGCAGUAGAUCGCUCAUUCAUCUGGACAAAACUGCAAGCACUGGCUACUGAAACGGAGGAUGGAUGUUCUCUAUGGCCGACUAACACUGAACAGCGAGUGGAUGCCAUAACAAUAGAGACCACAGCUUACGCUCUCCUAACUGCAGUGGCACUUCAGAAAAAUGAGUGGGCAGACAAAACAGCCUGCUGGUUAACCACUCAAGAAAAUUAUCUUGGAGGCUACAGAUCAUCACAGGACACCAUUAUGACCCUGGAAGCCCUUGCUGAGUAUGCAUUAAUGCUGGCCACCAGUCCUGAUAUAAAUGUAGCAGCGGAUUUCACUGUCCAAGGAAAGAACAACAUUAUAAAGCUUGAACUUGAAAAUAAGUGGGAGAGGGUGGAAACAGACCUGAAGAGAUUCGUUGGGAACCAAAUUACGGCGCAGUUGACAGGAGAAGGAGAGUCUAAACUAAAAAUUGUAAAGGUCUACCAUAUGUUGGAGCCCAAAGACCACUGUGACCAAAUGUCUGUUAAAGUUACAGCGGAGGGGGAAGUAAAGUACACUGCUAAAGUCAUAGAAACUUAUGACUACUAUUAUGACGACGAUAACACAGAGGAAAGAGACACACGAGUGCCUCGAUCAGCCAUUGAAUGGUUUGAUGCUCGCACCCGCAACAAGAGAGGUGUAGACAACAACCUAAAUUCAGGAGAAACUCUCAACUACACAGUUUGUGUCAGCCUUACUACAAAUCUGACAGGAAUGGCAAUUGCUGACAUCACACUUCUGAGUGGAUUUGAGGCUGUAAUCGAGGACCUGGAAAGACUAAAACAACCACCUGAAAGGUACAUUUCCCAUUAUGAGGUGACCUAUGGAAGAGUGUUGCUCUACUUCGAUGAGCUCUUUGAUAGAGAAGAAUGUAUCAGUUUUGAUGCUAUACAGAAAGUUCCGAUUGGCCUCCUACAACCUGCUCCAGCUGUGUUUUAUGAUUAUUAUGAACCAGCCAGAAAGUGUACUGUUUUUUACUCUGCCCCACAAAGAAGCAGGAUGGUCUCCACACUGUGUUCAGAGGAUGUUUGCCAAUGUGCAGAAAGGCCGUGUCAUAAAUUACAAAACACAUUCAAACACACUACGGGACGAUCCAUCACAAAGGAGCAUCGAAGACAACAUGCUUGCUUCUUCCAUAAUGAUGAUUACGCAUACAUUGUCAAGGUUUUGGAAGUUUCUGUGAAGAGUAACUUUGAGCUGUACAAAACUAGCAUAGUAGAGGUGCUAAGGUCAAGUGAAGACAGACUUGUGAGUGAGAGUUCUGUUCGAGUGUUUGCUAAGAGGCUUCACUGUAAAGAACAGUUAGACGUGGGAGUUUAUUAUCUCAUUAUGGGCCAAGAUGGCACCACAACUGACUCAGAUGGAGCGAUGCAGUAUCUGUUGGAAGCAGACACCUGGGUCGAGAAAAAGCCUUUGGAAAAAGACUGCAGGAAAUCAGCGCACAGAGCUGCUUGCGUAGGGUUUGAUGAAUUUACACAGGAGUACAAGAUGGACGGCUGCAGAGACUGAAACAGACGGCCAAAAAAAUCUGUUUCGUGUCUCUUUUACUUUUCACUCAAUUAUAGAGACGUGAAGUAUGACUAUGCCAACAAAGUACACUAUUGGCACACCUAUUAGUAUAGCUGGAGCUGCUUUUUAGCUUAACGUGACAUAUAACCACUCAUUAACAGAAUAAUUAAAGUCAUUAUUAGCCUUGUUCAGACAGCAGGUGGAUUCAUUUAUAAUGUAUAACCUUCAAAUCCAUCACUAUCUAACUAACUGCACUUGAAUUAAAAGAAU